This is a messenger RNA of Polypterus senegalus (gray bichir), 7810 nucleotides long. It is a transcript of the gene obsl1a, whose product is annotated as obscurin like cytoskeletal adaptor 1a. NCBI's taxonomy places the organism in Eukaryota, Metazoa, Chordata, Cladistia, Polypteriformes, Polypteridae. The record is from RefSeq and is a predicted model, not a curated record. Gene Ontology annotation, molecular function: protein binding.
AUGGAUGUUUUUGGAGGCCCUCGCUUCCUCGCCUACCCCCGCCCGCUGGUAGUUCCAAGUGGCACAGAUGCUGUGCUAAAAUGUCAAAUUGCUGGAGAUCCUCGACCAACUGUCAUUUGGGAGAGAGGUAACCAACAGCUUCAAGCUGCAGGCCGCUACCGACUUUUUGAGGAUGGCAAUGUUUAUAAUUUAAUCAUCUCUAAAGCAGAUGAGAAUGACAGUGGUCAGUACAUCUGUAAAGCCAAGAACAUCAUUGGAGAAACGUAUGCUGCAGCUACUCUUAAGGUUCAAGGUGAUGCUGAGGUGAGAGAACUUAGAGAGGAGAACAGGCCUUCUUUCCUCAUCAAACCACUCUCAGCUCGGGUUGGUCGGGGCGAGGAUGCCGUUUUCUCUUGUAAAUUAUGGGGAAAACCCCGACCAGAAGUGAUAUGGCAUAAAGAUGGCAAGAAACUGAAUGACAUUUUUGAGAGCUCACAUUUCAGUGUCUCACACCAAGACGGUGGCUGGUUUCAACUAAAAAUAUUUCAGACACGGGCACCUGAUGGCGGUGUUUACACUUGUUUGGCUAGAAAUGAGUUUGGGGAGGCACUAGCUGGUGCUGUGCUUUUGGUCGAUGCUGGACCAGGACAUGAAGAAGAUGGAGUUCGCAAUGGAUACUCCAAUGGCCAUUGGAAGCCACACGUAGGGAAUCGAGGGGCCAGGAUAAAUGCUAUUCAGCAAAUUGAGGAGCCACUGUCAGUAAGUUCAGCAAAAGUGAAAAUGUUCACAGUAACGGAAGGCAAGCACGCCAAGUUCCGAUGCUAUGUCACUGGAAAGCCAAAACCAGAGAUCAUGUGGAGAAAAGAUGGCAAAAUAGUGAUAUCUGGAAGACGACACCUUCUAUAUGAAGAUCGUGAGGGCUAUUUUACAUUAAAAGUUCUCUACUGCAAGCAACAAGAUAGUGGGCUUUAUGUCUGUGCAGCUUCCAACACAGCAGGGCAGACACUCAGUGCCGUGCACCUCUAUGUUAAGGAGCCAGCAAGAAAGUUCAAGCAACCCCUGAAUGAUGUGGAGGUACGUGAGCGAGAACAGGCUGUGCUGGAAUGCGAAGUACCGGAUCACUCCGUUCCAACUACUUGGUACCUAGAAGACCGACGACUACACCCAGGUGCAAAAUAUGACAUUGAGCAGUGGGGCACGGUGAGGCGUCUCACCAUUCGGGACAUUGGGGCAGAUGACGAUGGCAUCUAUCUCUGUGAGAUGGCUGAUGGGGAACGGAGCAUUGCUGAAGUAUCAGUCAGAGGAACCAUCGUUCGUAAGCUCCCCCGGAAAGUGGACGUUUUGGAAGGUGAGAAUGCUGCUUUCUGUGUGGAAGUAGAAGAAGAAGAAAUGGAUGUCCACUGGUUUAAAGACGGAAAAGAACUGAGAGAGACCCACCAGACAAUCAUCAAGUCAUUUGGCAAAACUCACUUCCUAGUUUUUGUAAAUGCAUCCCCUCAAGAUUCGGGACUUGUCACAUUCAUUGUGGGUGAAUCAAAAACUUCAGCCCAUCUUCGAGUCAGAGCUAUCCGACAGUGCCCACCCAGCUGUCCCAUUGGAGUGCAGAUGAAUACAGAGCGGGCCAACGCAGCCUUGAUGUCUUGGGUCCCAGCCCUCGACUCACGGAAGAAUCCGCCAUCAGGGUAUGUGCUGGAGCGACAGGAAGCCGGUUCCCAUGAGUGGCUGCAGUGUUUGACCACUGAUUCUGCCAGUGCCGUAGAGAUCCUUGGCGAUAGCGUUCCCUCAGAAGCAGAUUACAACUUCCGCAUCUGCAGUUUUAAUAAGUAUGGCAGGAGUGGGCAUGUAGAAUUUCCUGGAUUUGUUCACUUGGUUCCAGUUGCCCGGAUUCAGACUCCACUACAAGAUGCCCUAGUACCUGUGGGCACUGAUGCAGAAUUUUUUAUUGAGCUCUCUGCUUCUGUAAUUGGAACCUGGUUUUUAAAUGGAACCCAGCUCCAAGAAAAUGAGAAAUGUGUUAUUCACCACUAUCGAACACAGCAUUUCCUGCUCCUCAAAGAUGUACAAAUGUGUGAUGACAGAUCAGAAAUUACUUUUAUUGCUUACGGAGUAAGGGAUUCAGCAGUUCUUUCUGUACAAGCACCACCUGUGAAAUUUUCCAUUUUACCAGAAACAGAGCGCGAUAGAAAGGUCGAGGCUGGCAGCCCCAUAGUGCUGUACUGUGAGGUCUCAGACCAAAACGCUGCAGUUCGGUGGUUCAAGGAUGGGAAAGAACUUCAUCCACAAGAAGACCUUCAAAUCCAAUCAGAGGGCACAAUGAGAAGGCUAAUUCUUCAGUCAGCAGAUUUCAGUCAUUCUGGAAUAUACAGCUGUGAUGUCAUUGAUGAUGUCAUCACAUUCAAGAUUGAAGUUCAAGCACCACCUGUGAAAUUUUCCAUUUUACCAGAAACAGAGCGCGAUAGAAAGGUCGAGGCUGGCAGCCCCAUAGUGCUGUACUGUGAGGUCUCAGACCAAAACGCUGAAGUUCGGUGGUUCAAGGAUGGGAAAGAACUUCAUCCACAAGAAGACCUUCAAAUUCAAUCAGAGGGCACAAUGAGAAGGCUAAUUCUUCAGUCAGCAGAUUUCAGUCAUUCUGGAAUAUACAGCUGUGAUGUCAUUGAUGAUGUCAUCACAUUCAAGGUUGAAGUUCAAGCUCCACCAAUGAAGUUUGCGGCUCUUCCAGAAGAGGACUGUAAGAAGGUUGUUCGCACCGGCAGUCCAGUUGUUCUUUCCUGUGAGGUGUCAGACCCUGAGGCCCAAGUGUGCUGGUACAAAGAUGGAGAGGAACUUCACCAAGACAGCAACAUUAAUAUGCAGUCUGAAGGAACAGUAAGGCGCCUGAUCAUCGAUUCUGCAGGGGCCUCUCAUUCCGGAGUUUACCGCUGUGACUCUACUAACGAUGCAGUGAGCUUCCUCGUCGACGUCAAAGCUCCACCAGUGACGGUUGCCCCCCUUUCUGAAGUGGAUCUCAACAAAAAUCUUGAAGCAGGAAGCCCACUUGUUCUGACAUGUGAAGUGUCAGAUCCGUCUGCGGUGGUACACUGGUACAAAGACAAACAAGAACUUCGACAAGAAGACUUUGAAAUCCAAUCAGAGGGCACCACCAGAAGACUGCUCAUCCCAUCCACUGACUUCUCGCAUUCUGGAGUAUACAGCUGUGAUGCUGUAGAUGCUGUCCUCACUUUUAAUGUGAAUAUUGAAGCACCACCUGUGAAAUUCAUUCCUGUUCCUGAAGGGGACCUGCACAAAACAGUCUUGGAGUCGGAUCCUGUUGUGUUGUAUUGUGAGCUCUCUCGAUCUGACGCUCCUGUUCACUGGUACAAAGAUGGGGCAGAAAUUCAGCCAGGAGAAGACAUGAUAGUCCAGUCAGAAGGAACAAUGAGGAGGCUCAUCAUCCAGGCAGCAAAGCUCUCUGAUUCAGGCGUAUAUGCCUGCCACGCUGUAGACGACACCAUGAUCUUCAAGGUCAACAUUCGAGAGCCUCCUGUUACAAUAAUUCAGCCAUGUGAUGAUGUCCACUUGCAGUACAAUGUUUCAGACAAGAUUGUCUUAAAUUGUGAGCUGUCUCGUGCAAAUGCAGCUGUACAUUGGUAUAAGAAUGGUCAUGAGAUCCCGGAAAGUGAAGGUGUAAUCUUGGAAUCUGAUGGUUGUCUACGAAAACUGACUAUCCUUAAGGGACGGGUUGAAGAUUCUGGAGAAUAUGUCUGUGAUACUAACGACGACUCAAAAUUUUAUGAAGUUUCUGUAACAGAGCCAGCGGUUCAGAUUGUAUACCCUGAUAAGUCUCCCGUAGAUCUUAGAUUUCCAACCGCAGAGAGGGUACUGCUCACCUGUGAAGUUUCCAGAAGUAAUGCAGCAGUUCGUUGGUACCGAGAUGGACUUGAGGUUGACAGAAGUGAAAAUUUAAUCUUGGAAGAAGAAGGAGUUUACAGAAGACUUAUCCUCUGUUGCGCAUCAGUUGAGGACUCUGGGGAGUACAUCUGUGAUGCAUCUGAUGACUCGGUGACCUUCAAUGUCAUAAUUUCAGAACCACCAGUGAAAUUUUUGUAUCCUGAUAAAUCAUCAGUAGUUAAAUCUUUUGUGGGAGAGCCGCUGGAGCUGCAGUGUGAGGUAUCGAGGCCAAAUGCAGUAGUGUGCUGGCUAAAGGAUGGAAUGAAAAUCGAGGAACGUGAAGGGGUCUGUAUUGAGGAAGAUGGUAUUUUCCGUCGCCUGACUAUACAAUCAGCACAUUUUCAGGAUUCAGGGAAGUACUUAUGCAAUGCUAAAGAUGAUGUGAGGAAAUUCAAGGUGAAGGUCACUGAGGCACCAGUACUGAUCCUUAGAAAAGAAGAGCUAAAGACUGAACAAGAGUGUCUAGUGUCAGAUGAUGUGAUACUGGAAUGUGAGCUGUCACGAAUAGAUGGUAUUGUAAAGUGGUAUAAAGAUGGUGAGAAGAUAGUCGAUAAUGAUCGUAUCUGCUUGGAAGAAGAGGGGACGUUUCGGUCACUUGUCAUUUUAAAUGCAGAAAUCUCAGAUUCUGGAGAGUACUUUUGUGAUGCUCAAGAUGAUAGUGUUGUUUUCCAUAUUAAGGUGAAAGAGCCACCAGUGUUCAUUGUUGGAAACACAGACAGCCCUGAACACCACAGCCUUAUAGCAGGAGAUGACUUAGUGCUGUCCUGUGAACUGUCGCGCCCCACUGCCACAGUGCAGUGGUAUUUCAAUGGAAAGAUGCUCACAGCGGACUCUCGGACUCGAAUAAAAUCCCAUGGGACAGUGCGACAACUGGUGAUCUCAGGCCUCACCACUUUAGACUCAGGAAAUUACACUUGUGAUGCCGGAGAUGACAAAAUGGUCACCACAGUAACAAUUCAAGAACCUGCCCUAAAGAUCUUGAACAAAGAAGAUGCCAUGGAGCCAAUCGAAGUUUUAGAGAAUGGUAGCGUUACUUUUUACGUCCAACUCUCCAAGGAGGAUGCAUCAGUGCAGUGGCUCAGGAACUGGAAAGAAAUCAAUGAUAAGCGAAUCUGCUCAAGUUCUGAUGGGAAAUCUCGCAAGUUAACCAUCCGCCAGGCUCAGCUUUCAGACAGCGGUGUGUACACGUGUGAUGCCAGCACUGAUGAGGUCCAUUUCACUCUGCAGGUUAAAGUGGCCCCUAUUAAGUUUGAACACAAGCAGGAAAAGCCAGAAGAAAUUCUUGCAGUGGAGUCCAAGAGCACUGUGAUGUCGGCUGUGUUGUCAAGUGAGAAGAGUGUCGUGAAAUGGUUACGGCAUCGCAGCCAAAUUUUUGACAGCAAUAAAUAUGAGACGCGCGUAGAAGGAAGAGUACACAGCCUCAUAGUGAAAAAUACAUGCAAAGAAGACUGUGGCAUGUAUACCUGCAUCUCUCAGGAUGAUGAAAUGGUGUUUGUUGUCAACGUAAAAGAGCUGCCACUGACAUUUGUGCGAGGCUUACAACACAUCAGUGCGUACAAGGAUGACACCAUCACUCUAAGAUGUGAACUCUGCAAGCCUAAAGGGGAUGUCCAAUGGCUAAAAGAUGGUCAAGAGAUCCUUCCCAGCAGGCGAACUGUAAUUAAAGCAGAAGGUCGUGAACGAUUGUUGACCAUUAACCGUGCAACGGGCAGUGACUCAGGAGAGUACGUCUGUGAGUCAAAGGAUGAUAGGACCUGUGCUCAAGUUUCUGUGGAAAUGCCCAGAGUGGUGGAAUUCAUUGCAGAGCUACAUAAUGUUACUGUACUAGAAGGGGAAGAUGCCACGUUUAAGUGCAUGGUUUCUCCAGAAGAUGCUGAGCUGGUUUGGCACAGAAAUGGCAAUGUGGUUGUUCCAGAUGAGAGGUGCAUGGUAUCACGCAAUGGGUUGUGCCACACGUUAGUCAUCCAGAACUGUCAACUGAUAGACAACUCUAAGGUGACAGCUGAGGCUGAGGGUGUGGUGUCGAAGGCGAAUCUACAGGUUCAAGAAGCACAAGUGCUGUUCACCAAGAAGUUGGAAGCAUCGAUAGGUGAGGAACAUGGAGAAGCUACGUUGGAGGUGGAAGUGAGCCUGGAGUCAGGAGAGGUGCAGUGGAUGCGACAGGGUGUGGUUAUCCAGUCUAGUCCAAAAUUCACACUGAAUGCAAGCGGCAAGAAGCGCAGCCUCACCGUUCACAACCUCAGCAUCUCUGAUCGUGGCACGUACAGAUGUGAGACCUUGCAUGACAGAACACAGGGCAAGCUGAUGGUGGAGCCCAGGAAGAUCUCAGUCCUUAAAGGUCUAGCUGACACAGACACUUUUGAAAGGGAAACCGCGACAUUUGAAGUUGAGCUGUCCCAUGUGGAUGUGGAGGGGGUCUGGCAGAAGGAUGGAAUCCGUGUAAAACCUCACAAUAACUGGCGGGUUAGCACAAAUGGAAAAGUGCAUAGCCUGACCCUUUCAAAUCUAACAAUUGAAGACAGUGGUACGGUCACGUUCAGUGGAGAAAACAUAAAGACAUCUGCAAGACUCCUAGUGAAAGAGCUACCUGUGAUAUUCAUAAAGCAAAUGGAGGAUCUUAGGAUUCCUGACACCUCCAGUGCAUUGUUUGAAUGUGAACUGUCCAGACACACAGCCCAGGUGAAGUGGUUAAAGGAUUCAGAAAUCAUAAAACCAAAAAAAAACUACCGAAUCUAUUCCAUGGGGAGAAAGAGGUUUCUUCAGAUUAUAAACUGCACACUCGAAGAUUCGGGGACUUACACCUGUGAUGCAGGAGACUGUAAUGCAUCGGCUGUAUUGGAAGUUUAUGAGCGAGAGGUGCAGAUUGUACAAGGUCUCAAAGAUGUUGUAAUUCAAGAAGAUGAGAAUGCUGUGUUUGUUUGCGAAAUCUCAGUGGAGAAUAUAAAGGGAGAAUGGUUUAAAAAUGGGGAGAAAAUCAAGCCAACCAGUACUACCAAAAUUCGCCAUGAAGGAACAAAGCAUUUUCUUCUUAUUUGUAAUGUAAAGCCGGAGGAUUCCGGUGAGAUUAGAUUUGUUGCAAAAGAAACAGAGUCUUCAGCUUGCCUGGAGGUUGAAGAGCUGCCAGUUCACUUUGUAAAACCACUGCGGGAUAAAACAGCCCUAGAGAAGCAUCGUGUGAUCCUGGAGUGCACAGUGUCCAACCCACGGUCUUGUGUGCGCUGGUAUCGAGGAGACAAUCUCAUCUUACCUUCUGAUCACUAUGAAAUCUGUAGUGAAGGCUGUUAUCGUAAACUUGUCAUUCAUCAGGUGACAUCCAUGGAUGAAGGAACAUACUCCGUCCAAGCAGGAGAGCACCAGUGCUCUGCACGGCUGAUGGUAGAAGAACAAGCGAUCUUGGUGGUGAGGCAGCUAGCUGACGUAGAGGUCACCGCCCCAGAGACGGCCUGUUUCGAGUGCGAGGUGUCUGUCCCCGUCAUCAAGCCUCCCCAGUGGAGUCUCAAUGGGCAGCUUUUGCAGAAUGGAAAUGGUGUGCGCAUCGAGAGCUUGGGCACCAUUCACAGGCUUGUAUUGAAAGAAACCUCUUCCGAUAUGUCUGGCCUGGUCAAAUUCACUGCAGGAAAAGCCAGAAGUAGCGCAAGACUCAACGUAAAGAGCUGAAGAAAACAUCAGAAGUCAAGGCCCAAAAAUGGCAAACUUAAAAAUUGCUUUCCAAAUGCUUUUUUUUUUUUUUUCCAGAUUUUAAUUAGUCAUGUUUUUAAUGGGAACUAUUGAUGUAAUUUAUAAAUCUGUAUUUUUAUUAAUUUCACCUUGGACGUAUUGUAAAGAACAGUUCUGGUAUAAAAGAAGGAAAUGUUUUAAAAGUUAUGGGGUGGGAAGAAAAAUAAAUGUUUUUGUUUGGAAAGCU